Molecule: messenger RNA, 2909 nt
Organism: Magallana angulata
Lineage: Eukaryota; Metazoa; Mollusca; Bivalvia; Ostreida; Ostreidae
Product: ribosome-releasing factor 2, mitochondrial-like
Exons: 8
Coding region: 47-2368 (773 amino acids)
Biological process (GO): mitochondrial translation; ribosome disassembly
Cellular component (GO): mitochondrion
Molecular function (GO): GTP binding; translation elongation factor activity; GTPase activity
Source: RefSeq, a predicted model, not a curated record
AUAAGUUCCCGUUGUUUUUCACCGCAUUGCGAGAGCAAAGUCAGAGAUGACAUUGCUUAAACUCAAUAAACUGUUCAUAAAUAGGUCCCUAAGAUCAUUCAUUACACCUAGAAAAUAUUCAUCUUUCCAUGGGGCAAAUAAUAAAGCUACUGAAGAUGUGCGAGACUUACGGAACAUUGGAAUCAUCGCCCAUAUCGACGCCGGGAAAACUACAACCACGGAGAGAAUGUUGUACUACUCAGGGUUUACCAAACACCUAGGGGAUGUGGACCACGGGGACACUGUGACAGAUUACAUGGAGGAGGAGAGAAACCGGGGCAUAACAAUUAACUCCGCUGUUGUGACCUAUCACUGGAAUAAGCACAGGGUCAAUCUAAUUGACACACCAGGGCAUGUAGAUUUCACGAUUGAAGUAGAAAGGUCUGUCCGAGUUUUAGACGGAGCAGUUACAAUUCUUGAUGCUUCUGCUGGUGUUGAAGCUCAGACUGUCACUGUGUGGAAGCAAGCCAGCAAGCACCAUGUUCCGUCCCUCAUUUACUUGAACAAACUAGACAAAAUGGGAGUCAGUGUGGAACUUUGUUUGGAGUCAAUAAGACAAAGACUGCACAUUGAACCAUUUCUAAUCAACUUUCCCUAUGGACCUGAUUUACAGAAAUUUCAAGGAUUAGUAGACAUUGUUGAAAUGGCUAAAUACGAAUGGGACUUAGCAAAAUCUCCUGAUGGAAGAAAAUUCUCUGUUCAUCCACUAACAGAGAAGAGUGAUGGUAAAAUUUGGGAGUAUGCAAUGAAAGAAAGGUCUAAUUUGAUUGGUCAGCUAAGUAACACUGAUGAGAAAAUAGCAGAUGAAGUUCUAUUGGUAGACAGUAUAGAUAAGAUCAAAACUGAAUUUGUGAGAAAAGCUCUAAGAAAUGCAACAAUGAAAAGACAAUUAACUCCUGUUCUAUGUGGAUCCUCCUUAAAGAAUAAAGGAGUCCAGCCUCUGAUGAAUGCUAUCUACGACUAUCUACCCAGUCCGAGUGAUCGGGAAUUUCCAUUUCUUGAGUAUUAUGGAUCAGAUCUUUGUGCAUACGCUUUUAAAACUAUUCAUGACCAGCAAAAAAAUCCUCAGACCUUCUUUAGGAUUUACUCAGGAAUUAUGCAUUCAGGGAGUGACAUUCAGAACCUUAAUAGGCAUUGUAAAGAGAAAGUGAAAACAUUGUCUAGAAUAUUGGCCAACGAUUAUCACAGAAUAACAGCAGCUCAUCAGGGAGACAUUGUUUGUGUGUCUGGACUUACUGAGACCAGAACCGGAGACACUGUUACCUCCAAAGAAAGGUUGGCCCGAAUCAGACCCAUGCUGAGGCAGUAUGAGCACAGGCAUCAUGAGGAGGAGGAUUCUUCACACGACCCUGAGAGUCAUGAUGACCUUGACCAUGACGUGGUGCUAGCCGGUCUACAGGUGCCCUCACCUGUUUACUUUUGUUCUGUGGAACCUCCUUCAAUGGCUAGCCAGAAAGACCUUGACCUUGCCUUAGAAUGUCUUCAGAGAGAGGACCCUAGUCUCAAGGUGGAGGUGAACCAAGAGACGGGCCAGACCAUCCUGUCUGGGAUGGGAGAGUUGCAUCUGGAGGUCAUCAAACACCGCAUACUGUCAGAGUUCAAGGUCGAUGCCUACAUGGGUCCCCUGCAAAUCGCAUACAGAGAGACCAUUGAGGACAAAGUCACCCACACAGAGACCCUAGAGAGUACGGUCGGGGGAAGUAAACACCACGCAGGCAUCACCCUGACGGUCAGUCCCAGUACAGACACAAACAGGAAGAGGAACGUGUUGUUUAAACCGCUGGAAGAAAAGUCGUUUAUGAUGACGCCAAAGUUCAGGAAGAUGUACAAGUCUGCUAUUGAAAAUGCUGCAAAAACCUCUCUCUCUUAUGGUCCAAUAUUGAAUUUCCCAGUGAUAAAUGUGGAUGUCAUUAUCCACAAUGCGGAUUUGUCUUUUGAUGCCUCUCCCAACGUGGUCGCAGCGGCUGUUUCCAAAUGUAUCUACUCAGCAUUAAAGAGAGCCACGCUCCACCUACUGGAACCAGUAAUGAAUCUAGAAAUUACAGCAAAUCAGGACUUUUCUUCGACCGUUCUCCACGAUUUGUCCACCAGACGGGCCAAGAUAGAACGUGUGACCCAGAAGGAUGACAUGAAGGUCAUUCAGGCCACGGUUCCUCUGUCCGAACUGAGGCACUACUCCAACACCCUCCGGAAGAUCACCCACGGACAAACCUCCCUCAGCAUGGAGUUUUCUCAUUACGAGGAGAUGUCAGAGGCAGAGAAGAACAAGGCCAUUGAGGAGGUCACUGGGUUCCCAGUCAGCCCCGAGUUGUUUGACAGCAAGGAGUAGCGGGGGAGGGGCUAGCCUAAUGGUGUGAUGUCUAGUGCUGUUUUAACUUUAAUUUACUCUUGAAGGCUUUAAGCGUUUUUCUGUGGUGCAUUUUAUAGGAUUUUAGAAAUUGAAAAAUCUGACAGCAGUAUUUAUUAAAUAAAUACUAUAUAUUAGUAAAUUUAGUUUAUAAAUCUGAAUACCAGUACGUUUGUAUAUACAUGUAUAAAUAAAUGUAGAACAAAUAUAAAAUUUUCAAUUUAUUUUCACAAGUAAAUAUUAAAUUCAUGAAUGAUACUAGUUAUUAUUUCCUACAAAAAUAUGAUAUACGAAAAAAUGUCCUGCUCAGUUGUACAAUUUAUUGCAAUUAUAUAUAAAAAGAAAAAAUACCGUACAUCUCAUUUCUUUAGUCUGAGAUAACAAAUAUAGUAAGCUAAGAUAGUUGUACAAAGAAAAAAAGAAUAUUACACAAUUGAAUUGCUGUCACUGGUUUCACCCAGCAUAUGAAGUUUGAUCAAUAAUGUGAAGUAUUUUUUUGGAAAUAAAAGUAAAUUCAAAAAGA